CAGUGUCAGGUCAGCGUCAGACGCGCGUAGGAGCAAGGUAGCGCUGGCUUGUUGUGUUGGUUGAACUGACAGUGAGAACAAUCGCUUGCGUAUUUUUUUUGCGAAUUUAAAACUGUUCGAAAGAAAAGUAAAGGGAAAAACAUUAGACUAUGUGGUGUAAUCGAUCAUCUUUGACGUGUUAACAAACUCAAAAAGUUUAUUUCUUGCAGCAAGUUAUCCCAAAGAACAUCAAAAGCAAGAAGAAGAAGAAAAACAAAAUUAACAUUGCAUAUGAUGAACCCUUAAAUAAUGCAAAUUAGGAAUAAGAAAGAAAGAGACACAUAAGAACAAUGUUAACAGCAGCGUUCGAGAACUUUGUAGGUAGCGCUCACAUGUUCGUCACAGACUGGCUACAGGUUUCAUCGACAGCUUGAACAUUUCAAUAUAAAGAAGAGGAAAAAGGUCAUCAAUAUCCUAAGACAGUGAAAACAUGAAAAUGAAGCGUGCAAUUCCUUUAAGUGUCUCUCAGGAAGGAGGAACGAACAUGUAAGAUGUGAACCAUGAGGGAUCCCCUGCCUGCCUUCCUCCCUCCUCCGUCGACGAACCUGAGACACGCGCGUGACACGACGCUUCUCUGCUUCUCCCUCUUCCUCCUCCUCUUCUGUGUCCCUGCUUCCCCUGCUUCCUAUGGAGGCAGGGAGCAGGGGAAGACAUGGGGCACGGUACUGUCCUUCGUACAUCAUCCUACACAAGCUUUUGGUCCUUCGGCUGGCGAGAGAAGACCUGCAGCUCCCUCCGUCGGCGACAGUGUAUAUAUAGGUCCCCCGGAGGCCGGCGUUGACUCCCUUUGGGCAAACACGAACCGGAAUCCGCCAGCGACAUCCAGAAAGCAAGAUCGGCUCGCUCGGUUUUCCCGAGGACAUCGUAUUUCCCAGACUAGAGAUUCUGAGCGCGUGGGAGAGAAGGAUGCUCAGGACUCGGAGGUGGUUCGACACGACUACUCCAUUAGGACCUCGGAAGGAGGAGGGCGAGAUCAAGCCCAAAGGAGCGCGAGGAAAGAUCCCCUCGAGAGCUCUGGGAGACAGGAAGCUCCCUCUGAAGGGCUUAAGGGCAGGAGCGAGGAUAAUCGACCCAAGACAGAGGAAGGAGGGUUCGCCAGAGACAGCGAACAUGCUGAUACUCCACACAGUAUCGACUUUCAAUUAUCUCAAACUCCUGAAACAGAGUUAGUCAACAGGCCCGGCUCCUUUCACCAGGAUUCACUAAGGCCGUUGGAUACCACAGACACUCGAGUUCUCGGCGUGCCAGACCAGCCGACGUUGCUGCCAGGAGGGCCGGACCUGUGGCACCCUCCACCCCUGAACCACGCGGAUGUCUUCCCUCCCCUUCCGGGCUAUAAUGAGUUUGGAGCCCCCUGGAGCGGCACAAUGGAGGAUUGGGGGCCUCAUAAGCCGCUCCUCGGGCAGGGAGGUGUUAUGGAAGAGGAGGAGGAUGAGCUAGACAGCAUCCUUUUCCACUGGCCCUUAGGGGGCAGCCAAGUGGCGCCCAACAUCGUCCCCGGGAUGAGCAGUGAAUCCGGCUGUGGAUGCUGGGACACGGAUUCCAAAGAGCGGGAAGUGGAGUGCAGCUGCUGGGGCCCUUCUCUGGUGGAGGUCCCAGCCAACCUCUCCUCGGCCGUGAAUAUCAUCGCCGUGACCAAUGCCGGCGUGGAGAUCCUGCGAAAUGAUUCGUUCACUCGCUAUCGCUCUACACUGCAGGAAAUAGUCCUGGAAGACCUAGAGAACCUGCACACCAUCGAGGCCGGCGUCUUCAGGGGCCUGCCUCGCCUGCAGACCAUCUACAUCCACUCCGCCCCGGCGCUGCUGACGAUGCCCAACUUCACCUUCACGCAGGAGAACGCGAAACUGCUCAGCUUGCGGAUUACAAGAUCAGGCCUGCAAAAAAUUCCUGUCAUGAAAUUCGCUGGACGAGAAAACAUCCUCAACAUAAUUGACCUGGAGAGCAACCGCAUCUCAAAGGUCAUCAAGAGAAGUCUUGAAGUUCGUGUGGAACAGCUUUUACUUAAUUACAAUAACAUCGAGAGUGUGGAGGAGGAAGCCUUCUCUGGGUCGGCCAUUGGAAGACUGAGCUUCAAGGGCAACACCCACCUGACCUACAUUCACCCAAAUGCUUUCAGCGGCAUUGAGAGUCUGCAAACCCUAGACCUUUCAGAGACGUCGAUCACCUCGCUGCCCACCUACGGCCUCAAAGGGUUGGAAGUCUUGCGCCUGGAGAACACCCCGACUCUGAAGGUGUUCCCGUCUGUGUACUCCUUCAGAACAAUCCAGGAAGCCCAUCUCACCUACCCCUACCACUGCUGCGCCUUCCAGUUCCCGGAGACACACGACCGAGAACAAUAUAUCAGGCACCAAGAGUUCAUUAGAAAACAAGAAGAGGAGUUGUGCUCGGAUGUGACGUCACCUAGCAAUCCGGUUCUCUCCUCGAACGCCCGAGUCAGACGCCGGCGCCGCCAUCUUGUCACACCCACCUUAUCUACGCCGGACCCUCAGAGACUUCAUGAAAUGCAGAACGAGAAAGAAAUGCAAACCAAACAAAGAGUGAAUCUCGCUCUCCCUUCUGAAAUUAUCUCCAACCCUUCGAAAAGGAUUCACACCGCUGGGAGGAUCCAUCGACGUCAGGAUUCUCAGGAUUUAAGUAAAAGAAGGGAUCCCGCGCUGUCGAGAACGGCGCUCUCACCGCGAACACGCCAUUAUGAGCACCGGACACGUAUUGCGAAAGAGAACUCGCGAGACGCAGACGAGACGCAGCCCCACACAACCGUCCUAGGAUAUCCCUCGGACGUCGUUACUCACGUCGUGGGAGGGCAAGAGCCGAGGGCUCGAUCUCGUCGCAGGGACGGCGCGAGGAUGCAUCCAUUGAUCGACAGGUCAUCGGAAUCCGCAAUUCACUCGCCGGAUUCCCGUUUCCUCGCGGAUGCCGACAAGAUCAGGCUGCAGGACGAAGGACCGAAACCAAGUGCCUUGGACGAGAUCAUCCCGUCGCCGGACAAGAGGUUCGGGAAGGAGGAGUUCCCGGACAACGGAGACGACGUGGCAGAUAAAGAGAGUUUUGUGGGCAGGAUACCAGGGAAUGGCUACCCGAGCUCCUUCCUUGGGUUCGGCUCCUUUAACUACUCCUCCGACAGAUACCCGACAGACGCCUCCAAGAGCAACGAGUCCGCCUCGAGCGGCCGAUGGGGCGGCCAUCAGGGCUGGGCGAGAGGCCCUCCUCCGCCCCUGGACUCCGGCGACGACGACACCUACGGCCUCUACAUUCCUCACGACGGCGGCCACGCCCUAGGCUUCCCCGAAGCCACAGACGGCGAGGGGUUUCACGAGGCCACGGGAGGGGGCUUCCGCCUCUUCGACGAGACUGACGACGAGCCUCUUGUCCCGCUGCAUCACGACAACAGCUGGCAUCCCAUACAGGCACCGCUCAACAACACCACGAUCAUCGUCCUUUGCGGAAACAUCUCCAAGAACUACCACGACGUGCUGUGCAUCCCGGCGCCGGACGCCUUCAACCCCUGCGAGGACAUCAUGGGCAACCUGGCGCUGCGGGUCGCCGUGUGGUUCGUGGUGGUCACGGCCGUCGUGGGCAAUCUGGCGGUCAUGCUCGUGCUCGUGUCGUCCAAGUUCAGAACAUCGACUCUCAGGAAACUUGAACAAAAAUUAGACGUCAGCCGAAGUCGGUGUGUCCCAUCUUAUGGUUGUUCUCCUUCUUCAAGAAUGACUGUCAGUAAGUUCCUGAUGGUGAACCUGGCCAUCGCCGACCUGUGCAUGGGCGUCUACCUGCUCAUCAUCGCUGCCAUGGACCUGCACACCAUCGGCGUCUACUUCAACUACGCCAUCGACUGGCAGAACGGUCCCGGUUGCAAGGUCGCCGGCUUCCUGACGGUGUUUGCCUCUGAGCUCUCCAUCUUUACGCUGACUGUGAUCACGUCGGAGCGCUGGUAUGCCAUCACGUACGCCAUCCAUCUGAACAAGCGCCUCAAACUUUCCAUGGCGGCCAAGAUCAUGGUCCUCGGAUGGAUCUACUCCAUCUCCAUGGCGACCCUUCCCCUCGUCGGCAUCUCGGGCUACAGCAAGACGAGUAUCUGUCUGCCGAUGGAGACCGGAGACGCGCUCGCGCUGGCCUACCUUAUAUCCCUCCUGUUGGUGAAUGGCCUGGCCUUCUUCGUCAUCACUGCGUGCUACGCCAGCAUGUACUGCUCCAUCAGCAGGCACGAUGCCACGGCCACGCAUUCAGACCUCACCGUGGCCAAGAGAAUGGCGCUCCUCGUAUUCACAGACUUCGCCUGCUGGGCCCCCAUCGCCUUCUUCGGGUUGACAGCGGUCGCCGGCCUGCCCUUGAUCAACGUCACCCGAGCCAAGAUCCUCCUCGUAUUUUUCUAUCCUCUCAACUCCUGCGCCAAUCCCUACCUGUACGCCAUCCUCACAAAGCAGUACCGGCGGGACCUGUUCAUCCUUCUCGCCAGACACGGCUUCUGCACCAAGAGGGCAAUGAGGUAUAAGGGCGCGUAUUCCUCUGUGAACAACACUUUCCCCCACAACACGGUGGUCAACGCGCCUAACCACCGUAAUUCAACGCUGACCCAGAUUACCCUCUGUGACCUGACGCGGACAGCCCGGGCGUCGCAGCAAAGCAACAAUGGCUCUCUUCUUGGGACUAUGGUAGGAGGCUCACAGGACUCCCUCCAGAGGAGUGUGUCGCCUUCCAGAACGCCGACUAAGCCAGAGACAUGCUGCGCCGAGACGGAACGACUGAGCACGGUGCAGGAGAUGAGUCACAGCACCCACAGCGACGACGAAAGUUCCGAUCACGCCCACGCCAACAACGACGGCGGCGAGGACGACGACGGGCCAAGCGGCAUCGUCAAGCAGGCCGGCUCGCCGCAUCCUAUCAAGAACUGCUACACCAGACUGCCCUUCACUCCCGAGCAGGAGAAGAUUCUCAAGCAGGCUCUCCACGAAUCAAAAGUCAAGAAGAAGGCGAAAGGAGACGCUCUAAGAGAACAUGGGAGUCAGAUUCCCGAAGAAAACGAGAAAUUGAUUAAAGAAAACGGCAAUGCGUGCCAGGAAAUGAAGACCUUCGGGCGAGGGGAAGCUAUUGUAGUCUGUGAAGUCGAAGUCAGGCGCAGUGGCGAAAGAAGUUCUGCAUCAAAUAGAAAUUUAGACGAAAUAGAAGCUACAUCAACAGUGUAAUGGAAUAAUAAGGCGCAUAUAUAAAACUAGCUGUAUGUCUGUUGAUAUAAAUACAUGAUUAUAUAUGUUUGAUUAUGAAUAUGAGUUUCAUAUUGAUAUUUAUGUUAGCAUUGAGUCACACUGCAUAAUUGCAAUGAGCUUUGUAAAGCCAUUUUUGCACCACAAUUAAUUGUGUUUCCGCCUGUAGAGGACUUAAGUUCAUUGCAUGUAUGUCCGUUGCAUGUAAUGUGAUGUUUAAAACAAACAAAACCAUUUAACAGAUUUCAGAUAGUUAAUUUUUGUUCAAAAAGAAUUUCGAGAUCCGAAUUUUGAUCCUCAAUGAAGCAUGAGGAACAAGAAUCGGGUUGACUUCUUUCCUAUAUAUAUAUAUAUUUUUUUUUUUUCUCUCUUUUUUUUUUUUUUUUUUUUUUUUUUUUGCCUGUCGGCUCAACCAAGCACAAAAUUUAAAUAUCUAUUGAGUUGUUUGAGGAGACGAACUACAAUAGAUAUCAGAUUGUCCUGUACAUGGAAUGGGUGUGAUUAUUUUUAUAUUUUCAUAAUCGUAUGUGCAUUUAUAGUAUAUAUAGUAGGAUAACAAUUAUUAAGUGAGAAAAUCGCAUUACAGGACUCAGUAACCACAUAUAUAUAAAUAUACCUUAAGUGUCAUUAACGUAUAUGUAAAUAGGUGAUUCUCGCUUCUCCGUCCCGGUUAUGUUUUUAUUGUGUUGCUGCCCAGCUUUAUGUGUUUGUAAAUAUGAAAUUCCAUAUUACAGUAAUUUACGACAGCCAUUUGUUGUAUUUUCACAUGAAUAAACUAGUCAUUAGUGCUUAAA
This is a messenger RNA of Penaeus chinensis, 6034 nucleotides long. RefSeq lists its product as uncharacterized. The transcript has 20 exons. Bases 540 to 5222 code for a protein of 1560 amino acids. Gene Ontology annotation, cellular component: membrane. The record is from RefSeq and is a predicted model, not a curated record. NCBI's taxonomy places the organism in Eukaryota, Metazoa, Arthropoda, Malacostraca, Decapoda, Penaeidae. Gene Ontology annotation, biological process: G protein-coupled receptor signaling pathway. Gene Ontology annotation, molecular function: protein-hormone receptor activity; protein binding; G protein-coupled receptor activity.